AUGAGAAAAAGAAGAAAUAGAAUGCCAACGGCAUCAGUUCAAAUAAAGUCAGCAACCAUAGCCCUGGCAACAGCAAAUGCAGUCGCAAAUGCAGUGACAACAUCUCAGACCAUGUCAGCAGCUCCAGUAAAUACAACCUGCGAACCAUUGAGAAUAACUCACAUUAAACCAUCAUUCAAUAAUCAUGAAUUAGCUUUAGCUGCUAGACAAGAUCUAUGGCAUAAAUUUAUAAUAUUUGACGUCGGCGGGUUCAGUAUGGAAACUAUUCUGGACUCUAUUUUAUCAGCAUGUCAACCAGAGGUUAUUCUGCCAGUCCAGUACCAAGUUGAUGAUUCCAACAAAGCGACUUUUCUUGCUAAAUGUACUAUCGCUGCUAUAGAUACGUUUGUGAAACAAGGACUGAUGAUAAGACUGCCUGAGGAUCAUAUUUUAAAGAUGGACAUAGUCUUAGGUUUUAUAAACAUGCAGGAUUUACAAAUAAACUUACACCGUAUUAUUGCUGAUGUUUUAAAUUCGCGGUGGGACGGCGCCAAAAAAAUCCUCAAUCUCGAGGACUUUCAUCAUGACAAACAGCUUGGGCCACUUUACUGUCCAUUAUCAUCAUCUGGAGUUUUUAUCCUGGUAUUAAAGUGUUGCAAAAUGCGUGUGGGAAAUACGCGGGACAAUAAAUUACCGAUACGUGAAUUAAAUUUACGUAAUAAUCGAUUAUUUGGUAUACUGUUGUAUGAAAAAUUGUUUGGAUUCAAUCUAACUAAGCUGGAUUUGAGGCAUAAUAAAAUUUCAAACAUUGACUACUUGCGUUAUUUUUCUGAAUUCAAAGUGACAGAACUGUGGCUUGAUGGUAAUCCAUUUUGCGAACAGUUCAAUAAACCGGAAGAUUAUAUCGAAGCUGUUAAAUAUGUGUUUCCAAACCUACAGAAACUUGAUGGUGUUAUAAUUGACGUUAAACGCCAGCAUGUGCCUCUUAGCCAAAAGUAUUAUUUGGCUGACGGAUCACGAAUGAAUCUUGUGCGUCAAUUUGUCCAGCAUUAUUUUACUCUAUUCGAUCAAAAAGAUCGGACCGAUUUGAAUGGACUCUACGAGUCUAAUGCAUUUUUCUCAGCGACAUUUGGAGAUAUCGCUAAUCCACGUCACAGACAAUUGACUAAAAUACUUAAUAUUAAUAGAAAUUUAUUGAAAGUUGUUGAUUACUCGAGAUGUUACAAGUAUUUGUUGAAUGGAGCUGGUGAAAUAAUUGAUUCUUUAAGAAAGUUACCGCCUACGUUUCAUAAUUACAAGACUUUUUCAAUUGAUAUUCUUCAUCAGGGUAAUAAACACCUGGCAAUUAACAUCCAGGGACCAUUUUUCUACCGUGAGUUUCCAAUAUCGCUCUUCUUUAGUCGCACAUUUAUUAUCGUCGAGAAAGAAGACCGGGAAUUUAGAAUAGUCAAUGACCAGUAUCACAUACGGAGUGGGAAUGCCACGAUGAUUGAGAAUAGUAAUGCAAGUGCUGCAUUGGAUGUUGUGCCCGACUUCACUCCCACUUACUUGGGCGAGGGCGAGAAAAAUGAUCUAGUCAAAUUCUUGUCAAAUGUCAGUACGAUGAAAAUGAAUUUUUGUCGGGAGUUUCUCGAACAAUCUGACUGGAAUUUGCGCGACGCUAUCAGUAAAUUCAUGAAAUCUUAUUCAGUAAAUGACAUACCGCCACAAGCUUUUGAAUCAAAGUACUAAUCUAAAAAUCAUUGUAAUCAAUUGAUAAUAAUAAUAGUUUUUUUUUAAAUACAAUAUACAUGUAAAUAUAAAUUCUUAUUUAAAUAAACAAACAAAUGAA
Messenger RNA from Microplitis demolitor, 1810 nucleotides. RefSeq names its product nuclear RNA export factor 2. Lineage: Eukaryota; Metazoa; Arthropoda; Insecta; Hymenoptera; Braconidae. Bases 1 to 1710 code for a protein of 569 amino acids. Gene Ontology annotation, cellular component: nucleus. Gene Ontology annotation, biological process: poly(A)+ mRNA export from nucleus. Gene Ontology annotation, molecular function: RNA binding; protein binding. The record is from RefSeq and is a predicted model, not a curated record. The transcript has a single exon.